Molecule: messenger RNA, 4264 nt
Organism: Raphanus sativus (radish)
Lineage: Eukaryota; Viridiplantae; Streptophyta; Magnoliopsida; Brassicales; Brassicaceae
Exons: 2
Coding region: 146-1432 (428 amino acids)
Source: RefSeq, a predicted model, not a curated record
AAACUGAAUCUUACUCCUUCAAGGGAUUUUGAUGGGAUGGUUGGACUUGAAGCUCACUUGACAAACCUGAAGUCUUUGUUAUGCCUCCAGUGUGAUGAUGAUGUGAAGAUGAUUGGGAUCUGGGGUCCCGCAGGAAUUGGUACCAAUGGGUAAGAAAACAAGAGCACAGUUGACAGCUGAGAAAGACGCAAGAGAUGCAGAAGAUUGGGCACAAAGAGGAAAGUCUUUAGAAGAUGAAACUGCUCCAACAGGGACUGAGAGAACUACUAGGCAACGAACUCAGGCUGCAAGGAAGUCCACUGAGCAAAUGCAGAGAGCAGAAACGACUUCAGCUGCAAGGAAGUCCACUGAGCAAGUCAAGAGAACAGAAACGACUUCAGCUGCAAGGAAGUCGACUGAACAGGGGAAGAGAGCAGGAAAGAGUAUUGCAACUCCCACUGAUGAGGAGAGUGAGGAAGGUGACGAGGAGUCAGAAGAGGAGCCUGCACCUGCGAAGAAGGCAAAGAUGACAAAAGGGAAAGGUAUUGCUGUUGAAAGGGACAAGGGGAAGGUUCCAACUCCGGAAGAGCUGUAUGAUCACCUGAUGAAUGGGAUGGGCUGGCAGGCAACAAGAUUUGCUGACCUUGAGCUACUGAAGGCACUAGAGAUCGACUCAGAUAUGGCGGAACUGUUGGGGCAUUUGAAAAUGCCAAAGCUUCUCACCAUGGCUUAUCCCACCUACAAGGAGCUCACUUCCCAGUUCUUGUCCACUUUGGAAGUCACCUACCACGACUCUAGACAUGUUCGGCAGGGAUGGGGGAAAAUCAAGUUCAAGAUCGAUGGAAGGGUCUACUACAUGAACUUCAGAGACAUUGGGACAAUCAUGGGUUUCCAAGAUGCAGAGGAGACUACUCUUCCGAGGUGCGACGGCCUCCCGAAGAAGCUGUGGGAAUUGAUCACUGGAAUCAACCACAGGACCGGCGCUGACAAGAACUCUCGCAUCCGACACCCUACAGUGCGCUACCUCCACCGACUGCUUGUACACCUCUUCUACCCACGGAAGCAGCAUGGUAACGUCACAGAGGAAGAUCUCCGCCUUAUCUGCCCUGCUAUCAGUCCCUACACUACUCCGGGACAGCUACCACUCCCCAGCACAGACAUUUACGCCAAAUUUGGGAUGGUAGGAUUCUUUGUGAGUCGUCUUGAGCACUACAGAGACUGGGCUUGGACCACAGGGGAUAAAGACCCAAAGAUAGGGAUUGGAGGGAUGAUCACACCUCUCCUACAGGCUCAGAACAUCAACUUAAGAAAGGGUGGAGUUGGUCCUAAGCUCAUUGAUGGAGCCUACUUGAAGAUAGCCACCUACUUCAGUGGGAUGUACCAGGGCAGCUACGUCUACCACUAUGGCUUGGAGAAAGGAAAGCUGAGGUACUCCUCCCAAACAUGGACCUGACGAGCUUGAUCAUCCCUGGAGUCAUCAGCUUUGACCUUUCCCCGACAGACUUCUUUGGGGAACACGGGACUCUCGAUCCCGUUGUUGAACUUGGUCGACCUUGGCAACCUAGGGAGUCGAGAGAGACUGAGCCAGAGAGACCUGCUAAGGCGGCUUCUCCACCCGUCUAUGGUCAACCGCGCUACUCCUUCCAACCCUAUAAAGGGGUUCUUCCACAUGGUGCUCUUCGUGAUGCUCAUGAGCACAUAGGUCGACUGCAGCGAUGGAACAAGGCUCAGGACAGGACAAUAGAGAAGUUAAAGACCAAGUGCAAGUCGCUUAGCAAGACGGUGAAGCAGCAGGCCAAGUUCACAUCCAAAAUCUUGAGGAAGAUGGCUGAUGUGCUGACGAGGGGAGGUAUAGCAGGAUGCAGCAGGGCAGACUUUGAAUUCCCGGACGCUCCGCAGCCCCGGCGUCCACCUCAUCCUGCUACCCUCAGCUGAGAGACAGCAGCGGCGCCUAGACAGGAACCCUCCCAUCGAACCCUCAUCCUCAGGAAACAAAUCUCCAUCCUUGGCAUCUUCAGAUGACGACAUAGAGGUUGAGGAGGUUCAGAGUCAGCACUGGUACGGAGACUACAGUUCCGCUGGAGGCUACUACACCUACUUCCCACCAGAUGAUGGCGCUGGCCCAUCUGACUCCACUCACCACCCAUAGAAGGUAACCCGCACUUCUUCCCUUGUAAAUACCAUUUUUUCUUGCAUUUAGAUUUCUUUUGGGUAUCUCUUUCGACUUAAGAACACAGAGACUGUGUGAAUUAAGUUUGGGGGAGGUACCAUGUAUUUGAUCAUGUUUGCUUUCAUGUUUAAGAGUCUCAUGCAUUGCGUUCUUAUUCAUAUUCAUAAAAAAAAAAAAAGCAAAACAUUUAGACUGCAUUCACUUGCACCUUUUAGGAGAGUCUAGAGCAUAUAGGUUGCAUUUCACUUGCAUUGGGAGCAAUGAUUUAAAAUGCCUUGGAAAGAACACCACUUCGCGCUUGAAUUGAUAAUGCACCUCUUGUAAAAGCCUUGUAUGUUUCGAGCCUUGAAAACUCUUCUUGAAACGUGUUGCUUGCUUGAUAUUGACAUUGCUCUUGAAAACCAACUCCAAACUGAACUUGAAUGUAAUGAACUUAAUCUCUCUUGCAUAUGGGCACUUGCAUACUUAGUCAUGGAUCUCAUACACAUUUGGGUUAUCUUAUUUCAUUCAUUAUCCUCUUGUUAAUCCAAAUGGCACUCCCAUACCCUUUAACCCUUACCAUUCAUUGAAGCCAUCAUUGAUUUGCUUGAGUGAGGCCUUUUUGUGAAAGCUUGUCAUGUGCAAAAUCUUGAGAAUAUUAGGAGCGAUAAUGGUUUGUUCUUAUCUUUGGCUAGCACUAGGACCUCAUUUGAGCUAGCACUUAGGAUGGUUGUUGGGUUUGUGAACUUGUUUUUGAUCUUGGGAUUGGGAUGUGAGAGAGAGGUGAAAGAAAUGAACCAAAAAGUGAGAAAAGAAAAAAAAAACACUAGAAAAAAAAAAGAGAAAGAGAAAAACUCUAGAAUGUAUAAAUAGAAUCCCCUUAAGAGUCAAAAGAAAAGAAACAUGAAAAGAAUGGGGGAAAGAAAAAAAAGGGAAAGAGUUUAGUAAAAAAAAAAAAAAAAAUUUCCUAGUUGGUUAAGCAAGAAAGAGAAGAGUGUUCAUUGGGUGAGUGGUGAAAGUGGUAUAUUUGGGGUUUGGGAUGAUGAAAAGAAGAAGGGUAGAACUUGUAAUCAUUUAGGAAAAGGGUAGAAUGAUAAGAACAAGUCAUUGUAUGCAUGAAUUGCUCCUUUUCUUAGAUAAAUUUUGCAUAAUGUUCUUACUCCUUUUCUUGAGAGUUAGCAACCAUGAAAGAUACAUUUGAAACCCCUCUUGCUUCACAUUAGACCAUUUUCACUCUUACCAAGCCAAAUGAUUGAGAUCAAGUCCCCAUUUGCAAGUAUUCACCUUUUGUGUUGUAUAAAUGAAUGUGAGAGUUGGUCUAAAGAGCUUGUUGAUGGAUGAGCAUUGUAACUUGUGUAGAGGCAUAGGAGUAUGGAUAGGCCUUGAGAAGCUAGAGUGCAAUAAGAGAGUGUGCUAUUUUUAGACUUUGAGUAAAAUCUAGUCCUAUGUGUGUUUCUUUUGGCUAUGAGCUCCCACAUUCACAUCCUCUUUCUCAAUGAGUUCUAGAAAGUUCACUUGUGGACAAGUAAAAGAACAAGUUUGGGGGAGUUGAUGUCUUGCAUAAUUGCAUUGUUUCACCCAUUCCCUUUCAUGCAUUUUCAUCAUAUAGGUUAGAUUCUAGUCAUGUUUAGGUUGCAUUUUGCAUACAUGAGUCCUUAUCAGGUAUUGGAGCAUCUUAUGGAGCUUUUGGAGACAUUGGAAUGCAUUUGGAGCUCAAAAGAUGUGAAAAGGAGGAUGAUUGGACGAGAGGAGCCUGGAGCGACCUCGAGGAGUCGCUGUGCGACCUCGCUCCAGCCGGAGCGACCUGCAUGAAGAAAGCUAGAGCGACCACUCCAAGUCGCUCGGCUUUACACGUCUCGAAGACGAAGAAAUUGACUCCAGAGCGACCCCUCGCAGCGACCAUCCGAGGUCGCUCCCAAGGCCAGAGCGACGUGCUGGAGCGACCUGUGGAGGUCGCUGCGUGUUUCUUAUUUUCGAUUUCUUUUUAAUUCAAGGACCUAUUUGCAAUUACUUAUGUCGUUUUGGCACUCUGAAAAACCUAAGUUUAAGACUGGUUGUAGCCACUUUUGGGGCAGAUUAUCUUUUGUUGAAGAGAAAACCACAAAAUACUCUUGGAAAGUUCAUCUUUUGGAUUCA